Messenger RNA from Triticum urartu, 851 nucleotides. The record is from RefSeq and is a predicted model, not a curated record. Lineage: Eukaryota; Viridiplantae; Streptophyta; Magnoliopsida; Poales; Poaceae.
UGUGGACUGGAUUGUAGGUGGGGGAAAAUCUUAUCUCUUCUAGCACGCAGCUCGCACCCCGGUCGUCCUCCCCUUGCCCUGGAUCUCUCUGCCGAAUAGCCAUCGACGUGCAGCUUGGCAACCUCAGCCACAUCUCUCCUCCCUCGAUCUGGGUGAUAGGAUCGUAGGCGGAGGACGUCGACGGCGCGUGCUGAUGGGCACCGCGCUCCUGCCACAGAUGCCACACCCUCUCCUUCCAUCGGUGCCACACCACAACCUCCUUCUCCAGCCAUUCUAUUAUCUGGCACCGCACCCCAAUCCAUCCCCAACCUCCUCCGCCUUGCCUUCCGCCUCCUCCACCUCGAUCCAGGCUGAUUAUGGAACGAGCAUCUCUGCUGAGGUGAUCCUCAUGCGAUUCAUGAGCACUAAAUGCAAGUAUCUUAAGCACUCCGUCCCUCCAGCAGCUCUGCUGAUCCAGUUGCACCGAGAAGGACAACAAGGGAAGAGGAAGGCGAUAAUAGUCUACGUCGCUUCUGGGAGUGAAGACGAUCAGUUUGAGGUGGAUAUAUAGUGUGGUGCAACUAAUUUUGUGAUGUUAUUUGACCCUGAGUUUUAGGUCUAAUUGCUUAAGAAUAGAUGAAAUACUAAAAUGAAAUGUCCGGUUUUCUAGUUUUGUAAAACUUUGAGGAUACCUGUUAGGGCCAAUUUUCCGGGACAUAUAAUCCCAACAAAUGACCCCUGUGUCAUCACCAACCCCAGGAUUACUGUUAGCUGGUGGACACUUCCUUGAUACAGAAUUCCAAGCAAUUAUAAGAACUUGAGUACAAGGCCACAAAGGUCCAUUGAAUAUAACAAGGGUAUCUAGUGGUCGA